AUGCGUGCAGAUGCUGUCAUCUCACCUCCGCCGCCAAUGAAUGAACAGCAAGAGGAGGCACGGAGAGAGAGAGAUGGAUAUGAAGGGGAUGAGGAGAUGACAGGAGGGGAAGAUAGAGGAAGAAAGACGAAGACCCUCUACGAGUUCCGGGUGCCCGAGUCCAUCGAGCUGGGGUCCACGGUGGGACUGAUCCGAGCCAUGGACGGAGACAUCGGCGAGAACGCGGAGAUGGACUACAGGAUCAUCGGGAGCGACGGCACUGGCGUGUUCGACAUCACCACCAACAGGAGCACGCAGGACGGCAUGAUCGUGCUGAGGAAGCCGCUGGACUUCGAGAGGAAGCGUCAGUACAGCCUCCGCGUCCAGGUGGAGAACGUGCACAUCAACCCCCGCUUCUUCUCCAUGGGCCCGUUCAGGGACGAGGCCACCAUCAAGAUCGUCGUGGAGGACGUGGACGAGCCGCCGGUGUUCGAGCGAGCCAGCUACGUGAUGGAGACCAAAGAGGACGCUCCCAGGAACACCAUCAUCGGCUCCGUCAGCGCGUCCGACCCCGACGACAAGAACAGUCUCGUCAGGUAUUUGUGGGAGGGACUCGAAAACGUUCAGGCUUCAAUCAGAAGAAUCAAACCAAUGAAA
Molecule: messenger RNA, 636 nt
Organism: Paralichthys olivaceus (Japanese flounder)
Lineage: Eukaryota; Metazoa; Chordata; Actinopteri; Pleuronectiformes; Paralichthyidae
Source: RefSeq, a predicted model, not a curated record